This is a messenger RNA of Grus americana (Whooping crane), 2462 nucleotides long. It is a transcript of the gene RIOK2, whose product is annotated as RIO kinase 2. The coding region runs from base 70 to 1737 and encodes 555 amino acids. Gene Ontology annotation, molecular function: protein serine/threonine kinase activity; ATP binding. Gene Ontology annotation, biological process: maturation of SSU-rRNA; protein phosphorylation. NCBI's taxonomy places the organism in Eukaryota, Metazoa, Chordata, Aves, Gruiformes, Gruidae. Gene Ontology annotation, cellular component: nucleus; preribosome, small subunit precursor; cytosol. The record is from RefSeq and is a predicted model, not a curated record. The transcript has 10 exons.
GGCUACUCGUCCUCUUUUUCGGACUAAGCCGGCUUAUUGCGCCGCUAGCGUGUACUAGAAGCACCGGUCAUGGGGAAGUUGAACGUGGUGAUGCUUCGGUACCUCUCCAGAGAACACUUCAGGGUCCUGACAGCGGUGGAAAUGGGCAUGAAGAACCAUGAAAUAGUUCCUGCUAGCUUAAUUGCUUCCAUUGCCAGCCUUAAACAUGGUGGCUGUAAUAAAAUUUUGAGAGAGUUGGUGAAGCACAAACUUCUAGCUUAUGAACGAACUAAAACUGUCCAGGGUUAUCGGUUAACUAAUGCAGGAUAUGAUUACCUUGCUUUGAAAACUCUGUCUUCCCGACAAGUCAUAAGUUCUGUUGGAAACCAGAUGGGUGUUGGCAAAGAAUCAGAUAUUUAUAUUGUUGCAAAUGAAGAGGAGCAGAAGUUUGCAUUGAAAUUACAUAGACUUGGAAGAACUUCCUUUCGCAGUCUGAAAAAUAAACGUGACUACCACAAGCACAGACAUAAAAUGUCAUGGCUUUAUUUAUCCCGGCUAGCAGCAAUGAAGGAGUUUGCCUAUAUGAAGGCUUUGCAUGACAGAAAAUUUCCUGUUCCAAAACCUGUAGACUACAACAGGCAUGCAGUUGUUAUGGAACUUAUUGAUGGCUACCCUUUGUGCCAGGUGCGCCAAAUGGAAGAUCCUGCCUCUGUCUACAGUGAAUUAAUGGAUCUAAUUGUAAAACUUGCCAAUCAUGGUUUGAUUCAUGGUGAUUUUAAUGAAUUUAAUCUUAUAUUGGAUAAUGAUGACCAUGUCACUAUGAUUGAUUUCCCUCAGAUGAUAUCAGCCUCACACGCAAAUGCGGAAUGGUAUUUUGACAGAGAUGUUAGCUGUAUUAAGGAGUUCUUUAAGAAACGCUUCAGCUACGAGAGUGAGCUCUUCCCAACAUUCAAAGACAUCAGGAGAGAGUGUUCUCUUGAUAGAGAGAUUGCUGCCAGCGGCCAUAUAAAAGAAAUGCAGGAAGAUGGUGAACUGCUUUACCCACCAGGUUCUGAUGAGGAUGAUAAUACAACAGAGGCGUCAGAAUUUGUAGAAGAUGCUGAGAAUAAGCUCAACUUCUUCAGCAAAGAUAAAGAAAACAAUGCAGACUUCAUGUAUGAAAUGGGUGAUUUCUAUGAAAGCAAAACUGUUAACGACUUGACGUAUAGUGAUGGAGAGGCUGGUACAACUGACAGUAGUGAAAAUACACAAAGGCUGAGUAUGUCGAAGUUGUGUUCAGCCUUAGAAAAAGUUGAAGGGCAAGCUAUGCUUUGUAAGUCUGGUGAAGAGGCAGAGUGUUCUGCAAUUGCCUUUUCUGAGGGCAGAAGCAUAUCUGAAAAUGCUGCUGAAGUCGAAAAUCAGACAAGUCAAGAGGAGUGCUGUAAUAAUAGAGAGAAUGGAGCCAAAUGCCCUGGUCUGGUUGGCUUGUCAACUUUAAAUGAGGAAUUCAGGCAUUACAGAAAUGAAGAGAGUAUCGUUCAUGUUGCUGAGCACAGAACAAGGACUAAAAGUAUCACAUCAGUCAGAAGCGUUGGGAGCUGUUCAACCAUUCCAGCCGAACUGGUGAAACAGAAGAUAAAACGUCAUCUGACCAAACAUCAAAAGUCUGCUCUGAGGCAACGACUGCAAAAAGGAGAGGCAAAUAUUUAUACCAAACAACGUCGAGAAAAUAUGCACAACAUAAAGUCAAGCUUGGAUGCAGCUAGUUUCUGGGGAUGAUUUAUUAAAGCUCCUGUAGAACAUGAGAAAACUCAUCAUGUAUAGAGUUGAAAGAAUUAUGCUAAUAACUAAUAAUCCUUUUCUAUAAUGGAUCAAUCUCUUCCAACAACCAGAUGUUUUUCUGGAAGUUAAUAAACACAUUCUGGUUCCUGUGAUUUUGGUUGGGGGAUUUUGUUUUGUGUUUCUGGUUAAAACUGUUGACUAUAAAUUAAAUUAGAAGUACCAGCUAAGAUCGUUUAACUGCAGUAAUUUCCAACAGUAUCUUGUUGUAAAUCAGUUGUACUGUGUUUGUUUAGAUUAUCAAUCUUGUAUUGUGCAGAGGAUUGCUCUUAAGAGGGAAGGAAAGGAAAUUUUGAAAACCAAUUUUUGCAAAGACAUGAGAUUUAAAUUUAAAAUGUUGCCCUCAUGUUAUAAACAGGUAUUUUUUUGUUUAAUUAAAAAUCACAAAUAUGAACCUGAUAGCAGUUAGCAUUCAUAAGAUUUCUUUUGUACGUGUACAAACAUGAGCAAUCUGUAUGAUGAAUUUGCAUUCUUUGAAGCCAGCAAUUCUCAUUUAUGUUUUUCCUUCACUCCAAGAUCUUGGAUAUAAAUCUUGCCCAGAAGAAUAUGUAGUAAUAGCAGAGUUGUACAGACCUGGAAAGGACUAAGAUUUUAAUGUGCCUGCACAGUUACCAAUAAAUUGAAUUCCUUUAUACCUAAUAAAUAAAAUGAUGAGGAUUCUGGAA